Messenger RNA from Rotaria socialis, 1281 nucleotides. Lineage: Eukaryota; Metazoa; Rotifera; Eurotatoria; Philodinida; Philodinidae. The record is from the annotation of a GenBank genome assembly.
AUGAAUUUUUUUCAGUUGAUAUUCUCAUUGUUUUUUCUACUAAUUUUGACUUCGGUAAUUUGUAUUGAUAAACCUUGUACGAAAAAGAAUUGUCAAUUACCUUCUUGUCAAUGUGCAAUUAUUAAUAAAAAUCCAACAUCAUUCAACAAUACAGAUAUACCUCAACUAGUUUUAUUAACUUUUGUUGGUAAUUUAAAUAAACAUACAUUUGAACCCGUUCGUUCAAUACUUCAUCCAAUAUUUCGAAAUCCAAAUCAAUGUCCAAUAUCAUCAACAUUUUUCGUUAAUGAUAAUUUUACAGACUAUUGUUUAGUGCAACGUCUAUUUGAUAAUCAUAAUGAAAUAGCUAUGACUACAUCUAGCAAUAAAUGUCCAUUAAUGAAUUGUUACGAUGAAAAUAAUUGGAAUCGUUGGGGUGAGAACAAUUGGAAACGAGAAAUAAGACAACAGCGAAUAAAUUUAAUAGAGAAAUCAAGUAUUCAUCGGUCACAUAUAAAAGGUUUUCGUGUACCACAUCUACAAAUCGAUGAUAAUAGACAUUUUGAACCUAUUCGAAAUCUUCAUUUUCAUUAUGAUUCAUCGAUGCUUUUUAAAUCAUCGAAAUACAUAUGGCCAUUUACUCUUGAUUAUUCAUUUAAUCAAAUCGAUUGUAUUAAUUGUAAUGAAUCAUCAAAAACAAUUGAAACAUUGUGGCAAUUUCCAUUACAUGAAUGGGCUUAUCCAAACACAACUACUACUUGUCGUACACUUUCCGAUUCAACUUGUCUGCCUGAAGAUGAACUACACACAGCUGAUCUACUGUACGAUUUUAUUAUAUAUAAUUUCGAUCGUCAUUCAUCAUUAACACUUGGCCGUCGAUCUCCAUUUGUAAUUGAACUCGAUCUAUUCUGGCUUUCAGAACAUCGAGAUCAACGUCUUGAAGCUCUAAUACGUUUUAUUGAUUAUAUUUUAAACAAUGACGACUAUCGUUAUGUUUAUUUUGUUUCAAUUGAGCAAGCCCUCGAAUGGCUAAAAUAUCCGCGUAACUUAACAGAACUCGAAGAUUUUUGGGCAUUUAGUUGUAGCGAGAUCAUAUAUGAAUAUGAUAUUGAUUGUGCUGAUACAAAACCAACAGAUGGAGAGAAACCUAAGCAAUUAACAUCAACGAAUACAACCGAGCAAUACAUUGAUCUACAAGCUGAAAGAUUAUUUCGCAGUGGCAUUGUACUUUAUUCGGUGUGGACAUUUAUUCUAUUGAUUUUAACCGUUCUUUUUUAUGAUAAGUAUUUUGUAAACAAGUGA